CUUCGUCCAAUAUCUAGUCGACGGUAGAUCACGUCAAAUGGAGCAGACCUCUAUUCAAAGUCGUGCAGUGGUGUUGUCAUCCGUGGGCGCAUACGAAAGAUUUGGGCGGCAUAGCGAGGCACCGAGCUGCAUAGAUAUACGGCAUUCAAAGAAAUGUCGGCAUACUGGCCUUCGGCUUCGUUGGCCGAAUGCAAAUGACAACCGUCGUUCCAUUGUCGGAAAGUCUCCCAAGAACAAGGCCGCAGCCGGCUGCAUACUCAUAUCCGAGUCCCGUUUUGUCCACAUGUUCCCUUGGGAUAUUGAGAUGCAUUAUCGUGUGACCGCAAUUUCACCACCAGACCUUGGUCUGUGUCUCCCCUGGAACCCCCAGAAGCUUGAGAUUUCAGACAGGGAUCUGAUCCAGCACUUUCAUUGCUCCGCCGCCCAGGCACUUGCCACCUUUCGGCGUCGUCCUUCUGAACUUAGCAGUUUCCUCCUCCGCAUGUGCUUAUCGAGUGAUUCGCUUUCUGCUACCGCGCUUCUAAGGGCCCUGCUUGCUUUUUCGUCCCUCCACCGCCACGGUCUCCAAGAGCAAGCAGUGGAGCUGAAGAUUUCUGCUCUAAAAGCUUUGGCAGCUGCUUCCGAAGGUGUAGAGUUUGAUACUGAAAAAAUUGUUCAACAUGUUGCAGCCGGCAUGUUACUGUAUUCAUUCGAGAUACAAACCUCCACGAGCACUUCGGGCGAUUGGACAAAUUAUAUAUGCGGUGUGAAGGAAGUCAUCAAGACGGUCAAUCUAAAGCAGAUUAUUGAGGGUAGGGAAGACAUCGAAUGCCUACGAGACUGGGUCUGCUACAAUGACAUUAUGACUCGCUUCACGCUCCGGCACUGGGUAAAAGACCCCGAGGUUCCCUUGACUCCGCCGAAAAUCUCUUACGAAGUCAACUAUGUCGCGCCUUCAACCGAGCCAAUUCUUGAGUUAUUAUCCCAAGUAUACGAUUCUGUGCCAAGGGACAUUACUUCCAUCCCGAUAUCUGACGACUAUAAAGAAUACCUGAAGAUUCUUCACUGGAGAAUUCGAAAAAUCAUCACAGAAGACACAGCAGAUGAAGCAUUUGUCAUUGCGACGUCUAUCUACCUCUAUCGACUAUCGAGUCCCUUUAUUGACGACCAGCAGAAAAAAGACGCACUGGUACUCAAUGGUUUCAAUGUUCUUUCGCGUCUGGAUUCUUGUGAGCUACAAUUUCCUGUUUUCAUCUUGGGCUGCGAAGCUCGGACAGACUGUCAACGAGGUGGUAUCCUCGACCUGAUUUCGAGGACAGAAGGCAAGAUCGGCUCGCGGUCUUUCAAGCAUGUCAAGGCGAUACUUGAGGGUAUAUGGGCACAGAAUGACCUUGUUGAUGGUCCAAAUGGGGAGAUUAGUUACUGGAAUGGUUUGCGUGCUGCCAUGAGUCGCUACACGGAGCCACCCUGCUUUGCGUAGAUGAAGUUUCCUGGGAAAGGGCGUUAUGAAGUUUGGGGUAGAAGUUUGUCUCAUCAGAUUAUACAAAUUUAGACAGCUACGUUACAUCUAUGCGAGACCACAUGAGGA
This is a messenger RNA of Hyaloscypha bicolor E, 1567 nucleotides long. RefSeq lists its product as uncharacterized. The transcript is spliced from 6 exons. The record is from RefSeq and is a predicted model, not a curated record. NCBI's taxonomy places the organism in Eukaryota, Fungi, Ascomycota, Leotiomycetes, Helotiales, Hyaloscyphaceae. Gene Ontology annotation, biological process: positive regulation of transcription by RNA polymerase II. Bases 38 to 1459 code for a protein of 473 amino acids. Gene Ontology annotation, molecular function: transcription cis-regulatory region binding; DNA-binding transcription factor activity. Gene Ontology annotation, cellular component: nucleus.